CCCAUUUACACCUUAGCUCCCACACCAUAACCGUCCUCACCACGAAAAUCUUUCACUCUCUGGUUUUAUAAAAAAAUUUUACCGCAAGAUUUUGAAUAGUUUUCUUCCUCAUUAUCAGUGAUAUUCAAUACAACAUGGGUAUUUCUAGAGACUCUCGUCACAAGCGUGCUGCCACUGGUGCCAAAAGAGCCCAAUUCAGAAAGAAGAGAAAGUUCGAGUUGGGUAGACAAUCUGCCAACACCAAGAUUGGUGCUAAGAGAAUCCACUCUGUCAGAACCAGAGGUGGUAACCAAAAAUUCAGAGCCUUGAGAGUCGAAACCGGUAACUUCUCGUGGGGUUCCGAAGGUGUCUCCAGAAAGACCAGAAUCGCUGGUGUCGUCUACCAUCCAUCCAACAACGAGUUGGUCAGAACCAACACCUUGACCAAGUCUGCCAUCGUCCAAGUUGAUGCCACCCCAUUCAAGCAAUGGUUCGAGAAGCACUACGGUAACACCUUGGGUAAGAAGAAGGCCACCGACGAAGAAACCAAGAGAUCCAAGAAGGUUGAAAGAAAGUUGGCUUCCAGAGCCGGCCAAGCUACCAUUGAAGAAUCGGUUGCCCACCAAUUCAACGCUGGUAAAUUAUACGCUGCUAUCUCUUCUAGACCAGGUCAAUCUGGUAGAUGUGAUGGUUACAUCUUGGAAGGUGAAGAAUUAGCUUUCUACUUGAGAAGAUUGACUGCUAAGAAAUAAACCUUCGGUAUCAUAUAAAUAU
This is a messenger RNA of Suhomyces tanzawaensis NRRL Y-17324, 753 nucleotides long. RefSeq names its product 40S ribosomal protein eS8 (gene RPS8A). Gene Ontology annotation, molecular function: structural constituent of ribosome. The transcript is spliced from 2 exons. The coding region runs from base 135 to 731 and encodes 198 amino acids. Lineage: Eukaryota; Fungi; Ascomycota; Pichiomycetes; Serinales; Debaryomycetaceae. Gene Ontology annotation, biological process: maturation of SSU-rRNA from tricistronic rRNA transcript (SSU-rRNA, 5.8S rRNA, LSU-rRNA); translation. Gene Ontology annotation, cellular component: cytosolic small ribosomal subunit; ribosome. The record is from RefSeq and is a predicted model, not a curated record.